Amaranthus tricolor (Joseph's coat) is the source of this 2400-nucleotide messenger RNA. RefSeq names its product cyclic nucleotide-gated ion channel 2-like. The transcript has 8 exons. Lineage: Eukaryota; Viridiplantae; Streptophyta; Magnoliopsida; Caryophyllales; Amaranthaceae. Bases 122 to 2287 code for a protein of 721 amino acids. The record is from RefSeq and is a predicted model, not a curated record.
GCUACUCGACAUUCUUAUCAUUCCCCUUCUUCCUCACCACUAUUCUCUUUCACUUUCUCCUUCUCUACUAUUAUUACUCCUCUUCCUUACCUUCUUCUUCCAUGGUUAUUCCUUCCACACCAUGCCGCCCUCCUUCUCUCUCCCUUUCCUCCAUUUCCUCGAGAUUCUGCGAAGCGCAUUUGCAAAAUCUCCAACAGAAGAGAGUCCUUCAAACGUAGCAGGAAAUGGAAGCAAUCACAGCAGUAAGUACAACAGCAAUGAAGAUGAUAAUUUCACUAGUGGAAGCUGGAGCAACCCCAUUGAGUGUUACGCAUGCACUCAAGUAGGCGUUCCAGUUUUCCACUCAACAAGUUGUGAUCAGGCGGGCCAACCCGAAUGGGAGGCUUCCGCUGGAUCCUCUCUUUACCCAACCCGUCCGGGAACCAAACAAUCCCGUGGAAAACGACCGUUACUGUGGCCUAAAGGACUAUUCGGGCCGGUUGUAGACCCAAGAAGCGGGAGGGUACGGAAGUGGAACCGGGUUAUACUGAUUGCACGUGCGGUAGCAUUAGCCGUUGAUCCUGUGUUCUUCUAUGCGCUGUCCAUCGGAAAAGGUGGUUCGUGUCUGUAUAUGGAUGGGGUUUUAGCAGCGGUUGUGACACUUAUUCGCACGGGUGUGGAUAUUGUUCAUCUGUGGCACGUGUGGCUUCAAUUCCGGCUGGCGUUCGUGUCAAGGGAAUCACUGGUGAUUGGAAGCGGGAAACUCGUGUGGGACGCACGUGCAAUUGCGUCACAUUAUGUGCGUUCUUUGAAAGGUUUCUGGUUUGAUCUUUAUGUUAUUCUCCCUAUACCACAGGUCGUAUUUUGGUCUGUGGUACCAACAUUACUCAGACAGGAUAAAAUAAAAAUUUUGAUGACGAUACUCCUGCUGAUAUUUUUGUUCCAAUUCCUGCCCAAAGCCUACCACAGCUUCUACUUAAUGAGGAAAAUGCAAAAGGUCACUGGAUACAUCUUUGGAACAAUUUGGUGGGGAUUUGGACUUAAUCUUGUUGCUUACUUCAUUGCUUCUCAUGUUGUUGGAGGAUGUUGGUAUGUUCUUGCAAUACAACGCGUUGCAGCUUGCCUCAUUCAACAAUGUAGUAGGAUAGGAAAGUGUAACAAGUCCCUGUCUUGCGCCAAGGGAAUUUGUUAUGAAUUUUUGCAGCAACCGAAUACGAUAGCAAGAUGUGGUGCCAAUUCCACGAUCCAUCGAGUGUCGUUUUGCUUGAAUGAUAACGGACCUUUCAGUUAUGGCAUUUAUAGUUCAGCCGUGCCUGUCAUUUCUAGCAAUGCCAUCAUCAUUAAGAUUUUUUAUCCGAUUUCUUGGGGUUUGUUUCAACUAAGCACCUUUGGCAAUAAUCUUACUCCAACAAGCCAAUGGGCAGAAGUUUUGUUCUGUAUGUGCCUCGUUCUUGGUGGCUUAAUGCUUUUCACCUUGUUGAUAGGAAACAUUCAGGUAUUUCUGCAUACCGUAAUGGCAAAGAAGAGAAGAAUGCAGUUAAGAUGUCGAGAUAUGGAAUGGUGGAUGAGGCGAAGGCAAUUGCCAUCGCGUUUAAGACAUAGAGUCCGUCACUUUGAACGUCAAAGCUGGUUGACUACCGGAGGAGUUAAUGAGAUGGAGUUAAUAAAAGAUUUGCCUGAAGGCCUUCGUCGUGACAUCAAACGCUAUCUUUGUCUUGAUCUGAUGAAAAAGGUACCACUAUUUCGCUGCUUGGAUGACCUUAUCCUUGAUAACAUAUGUGACAGAGUUAAACCAUUGAUUUAUUGUAAAGAUGAAAAGAUAAUGAGGGAAGGUGAUCCAGUACAAAGAAUGGUAUUCAUAGUAAAAGGGAGAAUACAAAGCAAACAAAAUCUAAGCAAAGGGAUAGUAGCAGAAGAUAUUCUUGGUGCAGGAGCAUUCUUAGGUGAUGAGCUGUUAUCUUGGAGUCUUCGAAGACCAUUUAUUCAUCGACUACCCGCUUCAUCAGCCACUUUAUUCUGUAUCGAAUCAACAGAAGCUUUUGGACUUGAUGCAUACGACUUGCAUUACAUCACAGAACAUUUUCGUUACAAGUUUGCGAAUGAAAGUUUGAGGCGGACAUUGAGAUAUCAUUCUUCGAUUUGGAGGACUUGGGCUGCCGUAAAUAUUCAAUUUGCUUGGCAUCGUUAUGUGAAGAGGAGUAAAGGUUUGGUACCGAGUGUUGAUUCGCGUAAUGCAGAUAAUGAUAAACGUCUUCUUCAAUUUGCUGCUAUGUUUAUGUCUAUAAGGCCUCAUGAUCAUCUUGACUAGUUAAUCAUCCUUUUUUCCUGCCCUUUUUUAAGGGAUGUUUCUCCUUUUCAUUUUGAUUCAUAUGUUUUUUUUAUAAACAAAUAUUCUAUCAAUAAAAAUAAGAAUUUUUCUUU